AUCACCAUUUUCCUUUAAUAGAGACUGUCUCGAGAUUCGGGACAUCAAUUUCGAUGCUACACCCUUCGAUCCUCUCAGAAUCACGCAGUUCAAAGUGCUUGAGCCCAGACAAUGCUGCCUCGCUCAGCCUAAGGUUUCUCAACUCACAACAACUCCUAAGGACGAGGCGCCUGAGAAAAGGACAGCCCAAAAUUAUCUUCUCGAAAGUGCGGCCAUCAACUUGUACCUGUUCGAGGGUGAGUGUGCGCAGACUUUUAAACCGCACGCUCUCGACUGGGCUCAGCCUGCCAUUGCACAGGUGCAGUUCUUCGAGGGACUCGGCUAAGAACACUGCCGAGGGCAGGCAUUUGAACGCUUUUAUGUUGAGGGCAACUAUUAUGGGGAUCCAUUUGUCGAGAAGGGAGAUGACCGGUCGUGAGUCGGGGCUCCUUAUA
Molecule: messenger RNA, 434 nt
Organism: Striga asiatica
Lineage: Eukaryota; Viridiplantae; Streptophyta; Magnoliopsida; Lamiales; Orobanchaceae
Source: the annotation of a GenBank genome assembly